AUGUGCCAUUUCUUCGUGAACGAGGUGAGGACACGUGAGGACCUCAUCUUCUUGAAACGAGGUCAGACUUCUGAAGAUGAGAUCGUCCACCGCUCGGGACAAACUCGUUGGUUCGAAAGGAUGCAGACUUGCAACAAGGCACCCGCGGACACCGCCGCCGACGACGCGCCCGUGCGGGCGCUGCGGAGGAGUGCUGGAGGAGGUCUCCCGCGGAAGGCUUAUGAGAUCCAUCGCCAGGAGAGACCUCGCUGGCGUUGGACGGAGAUCCGUGGAGAGAAGAUCUACUACAGGCACUGGAAGUAUGAAAACCGAGUGCCCACGGAAGCUUGGCUGGAAGGCGGCCUUCCCAAAGUGUCCGGCCGCUCAGUCCGACGAGUCGGGCCCAAGAAACUGGGGCUUACAGCCCAAGAGGCGAACUUGCGCAGUGCGAGCAGCAGUGAGCAGUGGAUGGCGGAACGUGCUCGCCACACGGCAAGAACGAAGGGCCUCACAGCGGAGCAGCUGAGGUCGAUUGUCCUGAAAGCAGAGACAAGCGAAGAAGUGGAAGAAAAGGAGCGAAGAAAAGUUCAGCUGUCCACGAAAAAGCUGGACAACGACGACCUCGCCAAGCUUCAGCCAAGCGCCGAUGCUGAGAAUACGAUGCUUCCACCGGAUAGGGAAGUGACGUGCUCCCAUUGCGGUGCCGGCUUCCUGAACGAUCUCCACUUUUGUCGGAAAUGUGGACACCCGCGAGCUGCACAGGCGGCUUUAGUCUCUGUCGGGCACACAGCAGACAUUGACAUUGAGACGUACAGCCGAUUGGCGCCCACCAUUCCCAACGCGCCCCCACGCCUCAUCGCCGGAAGCUCAGCGGGCCGAGUUCGACUCGACCGAGUUAGAGCGAAAUGGUUAGCGCUUUGUGAGCGCUUGGAAGGGCGUUUAGUCUUGCCGAAGAAGUGGCUCUUGGGUGCGGCGCAAGCGGUCAAGGAGAAGGUGCCACAGAAGCCCAUCCUCCAAGUGGCUGGCCGCAGGAUCCAACAGCAGAAGUUGUUGGCAGACGGUGGCUUUGCCUACGUCUACUCUGGCCUCGAUGCCGACAGCGGGGAACGGCUGGCGAUUCGGCGAGUGCUGCUGCAGGACCCGGAGGCACUGGAAAAAGCCAAGGUGGAGAUCGAUCUCUUGGGCAGUUUGUGCGACCAUCCGCACAUUGUUCACUUCCAGGGCGCCCAGAUCUUCCGAGGUUCGGGCGCAUCGGCUGAAGCCAUCUACAUCUUCGAGCUUUGUCCCGGUGGCACACUCCUGUCCCACCUGGAAGCGGCGAUGGAAGCGGGAGGGAAGAGAGACGCACGGACCACGCCGUUCAUGGCAGCAUGCAUCCUUUUUUCCUCUAAGUACUGCUGUCCUUGUCUUGAAGAACAAGACAUCCUCGCGGUGCUAGGAGCAACUGCACAGGCUCUGGUGUACUUGACGCGUUUGGGCAUGAUCCAUUACGAUGUGAAGAGCGAGAAUCUGCUGUUGGGCAACGACGGCCUUUGGAAGUUGGGCGACUUCGGCUCGGCCAGCGAGAGGACCUUCGACCUGACCAACGCCGACAAGAAGGCACUUUGGGAAGCACAGGAGUUUAUCCAUGGGCGGUGCACGCCCAUGUUUCGCGCACCGGAGAUCGCGGACGUGUAUCUCCGAUGGAAGAUCGGCCCCAAGGUGGACCUCUUCGCCCUAGGCUGCAUUCUCUUCGCGAUGAUGACAGGACAGCAUCCCUUUCCCAUGGAGUCCACCUGCGGGAACAUCACGGCGAGUUAUCGGCUGCCGCCCGAGGCCAAGGAACACUACUCCUCCGCGGUGCUGACGUGGCUCCGGGGCCUCCUGGCGCGGUCGCCGGCGGAGCGGCCCACGGCGGUGCGGCUGUCCAGCGAGGUGGAGCGCUUUCGACUCUUGGGGGAGGAACCUCCAGUGGACGACCCGCAACCGGCCACGGCCGCCACGGGAGCGCCCACCGCGCCAGCAGCGCCAGACGCUGCGGCGUGGGAGGCGGAUUUCUCGGCCUUCGCGCCAGCUGUGCCGGAGGGGGAGGAGAGGUCCGAGCAGCCGGAGAAACCAGAAGAAGAUCCUGGUGAAGAGUCGCAGCCAUGA
This is a messenger RNA of Durusdinium trenchii, 2109 nucleotides long. The record is from the annotation of a GenBank genome assembly. NCBI's taxonomy places the organism in Eukaryota, Dinophyceae, Suessiales, Symbiodiniaceae.